UAUCAUCAGGAAGUUUAGACAAUCUGAACAAUGGCUUUGGACCUAGUCACUCAGCUAUCCAUGAUAAAGGUGGGGUGCUAACAUACACUUCCUCAUCAUUCAAACCUUGGCUAAUACCAGGCAAGAUUCAAAAUAAAAGCCAGGAGGUGACAGCAAGACCGUGCCUGGGAUGCUGCCAGCCUUUGAGGGUGUGGUAAGAAAGAAGUUCCUGGAGAUAAUACAAUCCUCAAGCAUACAAUGUUCCUGGAACUGCUGGUAGCCCUAUUGUUUUUCGUAUCAGCUGCCAGUGCAGGAGAAGCAGAACGGGUACCUGGAGGGAAAGCGUGCCCCGCUCACUCUCAGCCGUGGCAAGCAGGACUCUUUUCUGGCUUCAAACUAGUUUGUGGAGGGACUCUGAUCCACAAGUCAUGGGUGCUCAGUGCGGCCCACUGUAGAAGGAAAAGUCCUUUCCCUGUGCGUCUCGGAGAGCAUGACCUCAAGCGCUUGGACUGGUCCGAACAGCUGAAGCUAGCCUCCAAAGUCAUUGUGCAUCCAAACUAUGAUCCUCAAACCAAGAACAAUGACAUAAUGCUCGUGAAACUGCUGACUCCUGUCUGCUUGAAUAACAAAGUCAAAAUCCUCAAGUUGCCAACCACCUGCCCUGUCCCUGGGACCGAAUGCCUUAUUUCAGGGUGGGGUACAACAACAAGCCCUGAAGUAAAUUUCCCAGAUGUUCUGCAUUGUGCAAACAUCACCAUUGUCAACUAUGAAGCCUGCCGAUCCAUUUAUCCCAAUUAUAUCAAUGAGAACAUGGUCUGCGCGGGCAAGAUGGAGGGAGGCACAGAUGCUUGCCAGGGUGAUUCAGGAGGACCCCUCGUCUGCAAUGGGCAGCUGCAAGGGAUUGUGUCCUGGGGACCAGUGCUGUGCGGACAGCCAAACAGACCAGGAGUCUAUGUUAAUGUCUGCAAAUAUGUGGACUGGAUUAGAGAAACAAUCAGAUAUAACUGAAGAUCGUUCGGCAGCCCUGAGCAAACGGAAGGGAAGGCAAAAAUACAGAAUCGACUCAACGUCUGUUAUUCCUUUCUGAAACCAGCUUAGGUUGCUUUUAUCACUUCCAUGGUGCUAUCUAAAAUGUGAAA
Anolis sagrei ordinatus is the source of this 1118-nucleotide messenger RNA. RefSeq names its product trypsin-like. Gene Ontology annotation, molecular function: serine-type endopeptidase activity. Gene Ontology annotation, biological process: proteolysis. The record is from RefSeq and is a predicted model, not a curated record. NCBI's taxonomy places the organism in Eukaryota, Metazoa, Chordata, Lepidosauria, Squamata, Anolidae.